Oenanthe melanoleuca is the source of this 4689-nucleotide messenger RNA. It is a transcript of the gene ZNF217, whose product is annotated as zinc finger protein 217. Gene Ontology annotation, cellular component: nucleus. Gene Ontology annotation, biological process: regulation of DNA-templated transcription. The transcript has 6 exons. NCBI's taxonomy places the organism in Eukaryota, Metazoa, Chordata, Aves, Passeriformes, Muscicapidae. Gene Ontology annotation, molecular function: DNA-binding transcription factor activity, RNA polymerase II-specific; RNA polymerase II cis-regulatory region sequence-specific DNA binding. The coding region runs from base 1040 to 4258 and encodes 1072 amino acids. The record is from RefSeq and is a predicted model, not a curated record.
CCGCGGCGCCUCGGCUCAGGUGAGGCAGGGCUGGGGGGCACCUGCCGGGGGCUGCGGGCCCCCUCCUCCUCCUCCUCACCUCCCCCCGCCCCCCCCGGGGGCACCUGCGGCAGCGCAGCCCCGUCCCUCGGGCGGCCUCUGCCGUGAGGGGCCGGUUGUGCGAUGAGCGCGGGGGGGCGGCCGCGCUGCCGCCGCGAUGUCUGAAGGGUCGGGGGCGCAGCGCUGCCCCCCAGCCCGGUUUGAAGCGGGGCUGGAUCCCCCCCCCCCCCGUAUCCCCGCGGUGUCCCGGUGGGGUUGGGGAGGAGGAGGAGGAGGAAGGGCGGCGCGGGGCGGGGGGGCGGAGGAAGGUCCAGGUGUGCGCAGGUAGCGGCCUCUCCGCCGCCCCCUCCCCUGGUUCCGCGGGGCGGGGGGCGGCCGGAGCCCCUGCCCAGCCCCUGCCCAGCUCCCUCCUCCCUCCCUCCCUCCCUCCCUCCCGAAGUUGCAGCCGCCGCCCCCUCCCCUGUGCCCCCGAGCGGGGCCGCGCUGCCAUCCCACACCUGGGGGUCGCUGCGCCCCCCCCGAGGCCGGGCCGGGCGGGGUGUGCACGGCGAGAAUCUAUUUCUUUGUGAGUCAAAGAUGUUCCUGGAAGAAGGAUUUGUAGUGCUGGAGUUUCUUUGUGGCACUGAUCUUGGCCUUGAGUGUAUUUUAUCCAAUGCAACAAUCUGAAAUGUUUGUGCAACAAAACUAAGUGCAACUGACUGUAUCUGUAGACUUGAAAAAUCUGAAGAAACAAUUAAAAAAACCUCAUCCCAUCAUUGAGCAAGCCUUUGGAUACAUUUGUUGGGAUGUGUGAAAGCACAUAAAGCUGAAGAAGAAAUCAUUUUUUACAGGUGGAAAAAAAACUUUAAAAAAUAAUUUUCUCGGCGAAAGUUUUCCAGCUGAGCAGACUUGAAAGCACAUGUUGGAGAACUCCACAAGUGUCCUUACUGUGAUCAGGGAGCCCCCCCAGGGAAGUGCAGGCUGCCAGUGAGAGAUGUAAAGGGGAGCCCAGGGAGGAAAGAUGCCCACGCAGCCCCUGCUGGCUUACAUGGACGGACCCGAGGGAAUGGCCAGCGCCGUGGGCGCCCAGCUGGAGAGCAGCGACGCCCCCGUGGCCAUCAAAGGAACCAGCACCAUCUCCUACAAGAGCCUGCAGGAGAAGUUCCUGCUGCAGGCUGAGGGCUGCAUGCCCCUGGACUGCAUGUUCUGUGAUGAGACUUUCAAGCACCCCGAGGAGCUGGGCAAGCACGUGCUGACUGAGCACCGGCCCACGCUGUGCGAGCCCGCCGUGCUCAGGGUGGAGGCUGAGUAUCUCAGCCCUCUGGAUAAAUGUCAGGUAAGAACCAGCUCCCCUUCUCCCAGCAGCCAGCAGGACAGCGAGGAGCUGAGCUGUAAGGUUUGUGGGCAAACGUUUGAUAAAGCUUUUGACAUUGAGGCGCACAUGAAAAAGCAUAAAGAUUCCUUCACCUAUUGGUGUAACGUUUGCGGGCGAAGAUUUAAAGAGCCCUGGUUCCUCAAAAAUCAUAUGAGAACGCACACUGGAAAACCUGGUUCUAGAAACAAGCACCAACAAGGUUCUGAAGGCCCCAUAACAAUAAAUGAGGUGGUGCAGGAGCACGUAACUGAAAAUGUAACGUCACCUUACAAAAUUUGUAUGGUUUGUGGUUUCCUAUUUCACAAUAAAGAGACUCUAAUUGAGCACAGUAAAGUGCACACCAAAGAAUCAGUUCCCAACGGUGAAAGCCCCCAAGUGACUGCUGAAGUCAAUGCAGAAGAAACAUCUCAAAACCAGGAAUUUUUCCAAUUCUUGAACUUAAGACCAAAUUCAGUUCCAGAAAAGGACAAGCUGCAGAAACUGGCGAAGUGGAUCGCCGAGCUGGAUCCUUUCACCACCUAUCAAGCAUGGCAGCUGGCUACCAAAGGGAAAAUUGCAGUUGGCCACGGGCAGAUUAAAGAGCCAGGGCAAGAAGGAAGUACAGACAACGACGAGUCAUCUUCAGAUAAAGAAGAACUCUGUGAAAUUUGGAAUGCAAAUAAAGGUAGCCAGGCUGAACCUACAGGGAAGUCAAAGGUAAAUAAAAACAGCAGUUUCACAGGGAAUGGUAACUUAACCCAGGACAAACUGAAACAUCCCGCUGGUGAAGUGCCUUCUAUGGAGAUGGAUUCUAAAUCAUCCCAGAACAAAGAGAAGCCAACCCACUGCUCUGAGUGUGGGAAAGCCUUCAGGACAUACCACCAGCUGGUCCUUCACUCCAGGGUGCACAAGAGGGACCGGCGGGGGGAUGGAGAGACCUCCACUGCUGCCAGGACCUACUGUGCUGAUAUCAUGGCCAACCUGGAGGAGAACGGGGCAGCUGAGAGGAUGGAAGGAGGCUCUGAGGAUGGCUCUGAAGAUGGGCUUCCAGAAACAAUCAAUUUAGAGAAAAAUGAAGACAGUUUGGAAAGAACAAAAGUUAAAACCCUUGGAACCUCCAGAGAAUGCAGCUACUGUGGAAAGUAUUUUCGCUCCAAUUAUUACCUCAAUAUUCAUCUCAGAACUCAUACAGGUGAAAAGCCGUACAAAUGUGAAUUCUGUGAGUAUGCAGCAGCCCAGAAGACUUCCCUGAGGUAUCAUUUAGAGAGACACCACAAGGACAGGCACGGUGAUGGUGCAGCUGAUGGGAAGGGUGACAGCAAAGGUUCCCUGCGGGGUCAGGACACGGCGCUGUCGCUGGCUGCUGAUGCUGCUCCAGAAACCAAAAAUCUGAAGAGGCUUUUUGAUGGUGCCAAAGAUGCUGAGAGCUGCCCACCUGCCAAGCAGCAAAAGGAAGCUCUUUCCUUGAGCAAUGCAAUAGGCAGCACGGUCUUUUUAAAAGUAAAGAACAAUUCCAGGGAACCGAACAAAGCUUCUGUUUGUAGCAGCUUGAAUCAAAUACCCGAGAACGUGCCUGCUCCUUACCCAGAAAAACUAAAGGCUGAGAAGGAAACCAAGGAAGCUCAGCCUAAAAGAGAGAGAAAGGCUUCUGUGGCAUCAGAGGAAGAUGAUGUCCAGUAUAUCUGUGCUUUUAUUGGUGGGAAAAAUGUGAACAAUAUGCAAGAAUGCACUGAGAACUACAGACGCAGACCUGUUGUGGACUGUCACGAGCAGCCCUUGGACUUAUCCAGUAAGAGUUCCCAGGAAUGCUCAGUGGUUGCAAGCAGAGGCCUGCUGGCCCCCAGCACCUGCCCCUUCUGUACCUACAGGACAUUUUACCCCGAGGUGCUCAUGAUGCACCAGAGGCUGAUGCACAAGUACAACCCUGACACGGUGAACAAGAACGGCUACAGGAGCAAGGCCGUGGCCAAGGCCCGGCGCACGGGCUGCCCCCCAGCCCUGCUGGGCAAGGAUGUGCCUCCUCUGCCCCUCCAUCCCAACAAAAACAAGGCUUCCACAAACCCCCAGCAAAAACCACUGCAGGCAGGGAAAGCCAAGCAAUGUGCCCCUCCCCAGAACAAAGCCCCUCUCUUCUCCGGGAGCGAGUCGAGCAGUACAGCCCCGAGUAACCUCAAGUUUCACAAGCAGCAAAGUAACGUUGGAGCUCAGGCAAACAACUACAGACAACCUCAGCAAGAAGAAGUGCACUCCAGUUUCAGUAUCUCUCCAGUACUGGACAGAGUAAAGAGAUCUGACUAUAAAAUCAAAGCUCUGGGUGCCCCAGUGGCUCAGCCUGGUGUGAUCAGCAGCAGCAUGAAUGGGGCUCUGGAGUCUCACCUCAGUGAACCUGGCUGGGCUUGCCAGCGGGGCAGAGACUAUCUCUGCAGUAAAUCUGGGAGCAAUGCAGCUCUGGACUAUGGAGAAACCUCUUCCAAACGGAUGAAACCCUCCCUGGUGGCUGUGGAGCCCCUGGACUCUCCUCUGGCUAAUUACAGGAGAUACGAAAUGAGCAGAUUUCGUGGUGGGAACAGAUAUGCAAAUCUGCUACCUCAGGAAUUCCCUCGCACCAAACCUGCAUCCUCUGCUCUGCCAGGCAAACAAGGGCUCCUCAGUGCAGAUGAUGCUGAUCCUCCCAGUGUAUUGACUGCCCUCAAACCCUAUGAGCCAUACAGCUCAGGAUCUCCUUAUGCUUCUUGUGCAUCCAGCAAUGGCCAAGUCACCAGCUCGGCAGGAGAAGGCAAGAGAUCAGUGUCAUACCAACACUUACCCAGCAAUCUGCUGCAGAAGAGAAGUUAUGAGCCCUUUGUGGGGAACACACCCUUCAGACCCAGUGACAAGAAAAACUGAAUCACUCAAGAAUGGUCUGAGGAUACAAGGGCAUAUUCCAUGGAGUUAUACCUGCAGUUCAUCCCCUGAGGAAGAGAAAAUGGUGAAAGCUACUGAACUAAGCUGUGAUUGUACUGUAUAUAGAAACACUACAGUUUUAUAAUACUGGUUCUUUUAACAUUUUGUACCAAAUAGCCAUACAAAGUAGUCUAAACAGUUGGGUUAUGAAGGUGUGUGGAGAAUGUAUAUCUUGACCUUGACUUUUGAGUAUUUUUCAUUAGAAUUAAUUGACCAAAUAUUAGGUAGGAGUUCUAUUUUUACAUACUUGAGCGCUGCUGAAGAGUUUCUCUUGGAAAGAAUAUAUAUCCUUGCACCUCAGGUAAACUGUAAAUAUUGAAGUUGAAAAUCCUGUUGGCAUAAUGCUCCUUUUUCAUAAAAGUGAAAGUUUCUUA